AUGUUUAUCGAGGACGACCUUGGUUGUGUAAUGCCUCGAAUUGUAAUACCUACCGAUGGAUUGGAUUUUCUUUACGCGUCGUAUUUAGAAUCUAAGCCAUAUGACGAUGAACAGUGUUCACAGCUUCUUUAUUAUGUUAGCUCAAGGCUUGAACCGAUAACUUAUGAUUCCAAUGGCAAUCAAAUUAAGGUUCCUGAUGAUUUCCUCAGUUCCUAUAUUAAAGACCGUAGAUUCAUUUGCAACCUUUGGCCAGGUUCGAACUUAGAGCUGUUUAAGUGGAGAGGUGAAGUUGUUCAUCGCCAUGACGGUCUUGAUUAUCCACUUAGGCUUGAAUUCAAUGAUGAGGGCUUUUUACUUUACUACUCGGCAAAGGUCACUUUAUUGCGAAAACAAGGGAAUUCUUGGGAACGAAAAACUCUCGAAUACCCCUCUUUUAUCAAGUUCUUCUCAUUUCCAGACCAAAAAACUGCUGAAUCAUAUGGAUCUCCAGUUUACAAUGAAAUGGUUCGUGAGAAAAACAUUGGAGGAGCCCCACCAUCACUUGCGGAUUACUCAUCACCAAGGGAAGAAUUUAUCGAGGAUUUACGGGUUGUCACGACUCCCAUCGAAGUCGCUGAGUGCAUUUACCCAUUAUUGAAUCAAUUGCCUGAGGAUGAGAUUUACCGUAGACACCUUCUACUUGCACCUUAUGAGACAUCUUUUUUGGACCAUGACAUUGAUUGUUAUCCAUUCGGUAAGUUUAAGUAUCGAUUUCUUCCAUCAAAUGAAACCAAUGGUAUCAAAAUUUUUGACAAGAUGUGUCUCUUGGGUAAGGAAGAUCGGAAACUAGCUGAAUUAGAAUUCGACUGUAAUAGCCGAAUUCUCACAAUCAACCCCGACAUGUUUCCGGUUGAAGUUGACUGUGAUGAUCUCGAUCUAACCAACCAAAACACUUCCAUCGUUCCCAUAAGUGAGACGUGUUUCUAUUUACGAUAUUCUACUGACCAUAAAGUAUACCAAAAGGUGAAUGAAAUAAGGGAGUUUCUCAGUAGACGUUCUAACAACCCUACAAUAUAACUCACGUUUCACACCUUAUGCAUAUUUAUUCGAUUAUCUAAACUCCAAAGAGUUUUUAAACCAUUCCAUAUCCAAUUACCUAGCCCAGGAUAGGAUACGAUAGUGUCAGAGUUUAAUUUUUCUCUCAUUUCUUCGGAUUCUUAA
Molecule: messenger RNA, 1200 nt
Organism: Theileria parva strain Muguga
Lineage: Eukaryota; Apicomplexa; Aconoidasida; Piroplasmida; Theileriidae
Exons: 1
Coding region: 1-1056 (351 amino acids)
Source: RefSeq, a predicted model, not a curated record